ACAUUCCAUUCAGUUACAGCUCUGACCAAACAUGUGAGCUGUGCCUCAAUUUUAAAUAAAAUCGAAUAACACGCACAACUACGAAAUGCUCAUCAAAUACAUCAAGAGACGUGCACCGGCCAAUGCCUGGGCGCAUACAAUAAAUACCUUGGUGCUUCUCUCGCUUUUGUGCCAGAUAUGCGAUACGCAGAGAGUCGACGUGCCAGCCGAAGUAAUUGUUGAUCCCAAAUUCAGCUAUCCCAUUGCAAAUGUGACAGCGCCGGUGGGACGUGACGCCUUCCUCACAUGCGUCGUGCAGGACCUGGGACCGUAUAAGGUGGCGUGGUUGCGUGUCGAUACGCAAACGAUUUUGACCAUACAGAAUCAUGUAAUAACAAAAAAUCAGCGGAUUGGCAUUGCCAACUCGGAGCACAAGACUUGGACGAUGCGCAUCAGGGACAUCAAGGAGUCCGACAGGGGCUGGUAUAUGUGCCAAAUAAAUACGGAUCCGAUGAAAAGCCAAAUGGGCUACCUGGACGUUGUUGUACCGCCGGAUAUCCUAGAUUAUCCUACAAGCACGGACAUGGUCGUACGGGAGGGCAGUAACGUGACGCUCAAAUGCGCUGCUACCGGUUCACCAGAGCCGACAAUUACAUGGCGACGUGAAAGUGGAGUGCCCAUUGAGCUGGCCAACGGCGAGGAGGUGGCCAGCAUUGAAGGCACUGAUCUGAUCAUACCUCAAGUGAAGCGUCAGCAUAUGGGCGCCUAUCUAUGCAUUGCCUCGAAUGGAGUGCCGCCCUCAGUGAGCAAGAGGAUAACUCUCGUAGUGCAUUUUCCUCCCAUGAUCAGUGUGCAGAAUCAAUUAAUUGGCGCCGUGGAAGGCAAAGGUGUUACACUGGAAUGCCAAUCGGAAGCCUAUCCCAAGUCCAUCAACUACUGGACACGUGAACGUGGAGAAAUUGUGCCACCAGAACCCAAUGGAAUGAUGAAUGAAAAUGGGAAUGUUGUUAUAACACAACAAAGUUUGCCACAAGUCUACAAGUUUUAUAAAUAUGCAUUAAGUACAGAUACUUUUGAAAGCCGUCAUAAAAAUGAACUAAAACGCAAUUCCAAUAUUUCACUUCCCCCCUCACCCACCAUAAAAAAACUAGGAAAAAAGCGCACGAAAAGCUCCGAAAUGUAUCAUUCGUCCAGGGCGCAGGAGCACAGCGGCGAGGACACUGAGAAUCCCGGUAAGCGAAAAGCCGAUUUGAGUCUCAGUGCCGAGGGUAUUGACAACAUGUAUGGAGCAUCGGCAGCUGUGUCCCAACACCCCAGACACACUGGACAGACGCUGAGCUGGCUGUGCCCCGCGAUGCUGUUGCUGAUGCGCUUGAUGUGGCGGCAAGCGCUGACAUUGACGAGGCAACUGCGAAAAACUCAACUGGCAUUGUUGCCACAAACACUGACACAUGUUUGACACAGACGCGAAUCGCUAACAGAGAUUAGGGAACAGCAGCAGUCGGAGCAGGAUGAACCGGAGUUCAAGCUGAAGCUGGAACUGAAUUUGGAUUUGGAGUUGCGAUGAUGCGGUGUCUGGCUUGAUUGAGCUUGUCAAUUGGCCAAAAGCUGGUGCCCUGAUUUAUGGCGCGUGGCUUGGUUAAAGUUAAAGUUGAUAUAAACAUAUAUCAUAAAAAAAAAAUAAAAAUACAAGUAAGAGUUGUAGCUACUAUAUAGAUAUAAAUACUAAGUCAAUCAGGCUUCCUAACUCCCCAUACGCGUGCAUGUUUAAGCUGUUGAAUCUUAGCAUAAGUUUAGCCUAAAUUUAGCAGAAUGUAAUAUACACAAAACAAAUAAUAUACACAUAAUAUAUUAUAAUAUUAUUAAUAUAGAAUAUGGCACAUGUACAUAAAGGUACAGCAAACAGAUUGUCGAGUUAAGAGUUCGUUUGUAUUGUAAAUUUAUAAAGAGACUGUAUGUGUGCAAAGUAACAUUUAAACGCGGCUAAAUUGGAUGCGAAACUCAAAGUAUUCAAGUCAACUAGCUUCUAAGGGAACUCUCGGAACGGGCUGAGCAGAAUAUCAUAUGCCAUUAAAUACAAAUAAUCAAGCGCAAAUAGCAACAAGU
This is a messenger RNA of Drosophila arizonae, 2085 nucleotides long. RefSeq names its product Dpr-interacting protein eta (gene DIP-eta). NCBI's taxonomy places the organism in Eukaryota, Metazoa, Arthropoda, Insecta, Diptera, Drosophilidae. Gene Ontology annotation, cellular component: neuron projection. The record is from RefSeq and is a predicted model, not a curated record.